AUGGCACCUACUCGAGACCCCAAGGACGUGCAGGCAUGGCUGAUCGGAAGCGGUGUCGCAUCGCUUGCGGCUGCGGUACAUUUGAUUAAUCAGGCAAAGGUUCCGGCUCAACAAGUCCACAUCCUCGACGUCCACCAUGGCUCCGGCGGGGCCAUGAAAACGUCAGGUAAUUCGCAAGAAGGAUAUAUGCUACAAACAGGCGCACAGCCGUACUUUCACGGCGACUGUGUGCAGGACCUUCUUACGAUGAUUCCCAGUCCUGGAAAUCCGGACCAGACUGUCUGGGACGAUAUCAAAGAACAGGAGUUGCAUUCAAAGCCGCUUCACAAAGCACACACACGUGUUAUUAGGAAAAAUAAAGAAGGACUGCGCAACGUUGACAUGCAUGAUUUGCGAAUCGGUGGAAAGCUGCGUUUGGAGUUAAUUACAUUCCUUAUGGAGGGCGAGAGGAAGUUUGAUUCAAAGAAGAUUUCCGACAUUUUCGAAGAAACUUUCUUUGAGUCAGAAUUCUGGGCUCUGUGGUCAACAACCUUCAAGCUUCAACCGUGGCAUAGCGCAACGGAGUUUCACAGAUUGUUGGUCAAAUACCUUCCUGAAAUGAACGUCCAUAACGAUGUGCGAGAGUUGGACAAAACACCUUUCAGUCUUUACGAAUCAUUGAUAAUGCCCGUCACCACUUAUUUGAAGAAUCAAGGAGUUGACUUUCGGUUCCAUGCGAUGGUCACUGACCUCAAAUUGUACCCAGCCAGUGACCCAACGACCAUUUCAGAGAUCGUGAUGUUGGAGAACGAAAAGGAAAUGCUUAUCACAGUGGAUCCCAUUGACAUAGUCAUCGUGACACUAGGAGCGCUGUCUACCGGUAAGAAGACCGGAUCCAACGCCGAACCCCCUCAGCCAUAUUCUGUAUCCUCAGAUACAUUGAAGCGUGGAGAGUGGGGAUUGUGGCAAAAGCUUUCCAAUGAAUCUUCUAAGUUUGGCAAUCCUCUAAACUUCUUAUCGCGCCUGGAUGAGUCGAAAAUUGAGACAUUCACCACUACCUUGCAUGAUUCGGACUUUAUGAAGCAUUAUGCCGGACUCACUCAUGAUAAGCCAGGCACGGGGGCUCUGCUCACCGUGUUAGAAAGUCCAUGGGGAUUGAACAUCAGCGUCCCUCAUCAGCCAGUAUUUGCGACUCAACCCCAGAAUGUACAUGUUAUUUGGGGCUACGGCCUACACCCGGAAAGAAAAGGAAAAUUCGUUCAAAAGCCGAUGGAAUUAUGUUCUGGUGAAGAAGUUUUCUUCGAGCUUCUGUCCCUUUUGGGGUUCCCCGUCGACUCACUUCUUCCGUCGUCGAUCACAAUUCCAUCUAUCAUGCCACUUGGGACAUCCAUGCUUCUAUCUCGGACAAAGAAUGAUCGUCCACGCGUGCUCCCCCAUGAGACUACUAACAUCGCUUUUAUCGGCCAAUUUGUUGAAAUCCCUGAUGACACCACGUACAGCUUUGAGUACAGUGUCCGAGGAGCGCAAAUGGCAGUGUGCGGUCUAUUGAAUCUGGGACAUAGUCCUAUGAAAAUUAAGAAAAACAGACUUUUGGAGGUCUUCGGUUUGUUGGUGUGA
This is a messenger RNA of Penicillium samsonianum, 1596 nucleotides long. Its product is annotated as oleate hydratase. Gene Ontology annotation, molecular function: FAD binding; oleate hydratase activity. Gene Ontology annotation, biological process: fatty acid metabolic process. The record is from RefSeq and is a predicted model, not a curated record. NCBI's taxonomy places the organism in Eukaryota, Fungi, Ascomycota, Eurotiomycetes, Eurotiales, Aspergillaceae. Bases 1 to 1596 code for a protein of 531 amino acids. The transcript is spliced from 2 exons.